CAAGUUUUACACAUGUCCCAACUGCUGAUCUAUUUCUCACGCUGUCUCGCCGAAUAAAUCUGAAUCUCCUCCGUUACGUUCACUCCACCACGCGCAUCACGAUGCACUCGACGAAGUCACGCCGGAAAGUGGCACCGAACGGAGCUUCAGCCGCCGUAGAUUACGGCGCAGACUCGGCAGACAAGCUGGAACAGCUCCUCCUCUCCUCGGCCAUCUGCAACAACGAAGACUUGGGCCCGUUCAUCCGCAAAGCGUUCUUGUCGGGGAAGCCCGAGACGCUGCUGCACCACCUCCGCCACUUCGCCCGAUCUAAAGAGUCCGAAAUCGAGGAGGUCUGUAAGGCCCACUACCAGGACUUCAUCCUCGCCGUGGAUGACCUCAAGUCACUCCUCUCCGACGUCGAUUCUCUCAAGUCCUCCCUCUCCGACUCCAAUUCGAGGCUGCAGUCCGUCGCCGGCCCACUUCUCUCUUCCCUCGAUGCCUUCCUUGAGUCCCGCACGGUUUCUCAAAACGUUAAUCUUGCCCUCCAAUCGCUCGCCAACUGUAUCCGUCUGAUCGAGGUCUGUUCCCGAUCAAACUACCACUUGUCCAACAACAACCUCUACAUGGCGUUGAAGUGCUUGGACUCCAUUGAGACCGAUUUCCUCGACAAAACGCCGUCUUCCACGCUGAAGAGGAUGCUGGAAAAGAAAAUCCCGGAGAUUCGGGCGUACAUAGAGAGGAAAGUGAGCAAAGAGUUUGGCGAUUGGCUGGUGGAGAUCCGGGUCGUGAGCCGCAACCUCGGCCAAUUAGCUAUCGGCCAAGCCUCCUCGGCGCGCCAGCGCGAAGAGGAUCUCCGAAUCAAGCAACGCCAAGCCGAGGAGCAGAGCCGGCUCAGUCUUCGCGACUGUGUUUAUGCUCUGCAGGAAGAGGACGACGACGAAGACGAUCACAACGCACCGAGCAAUGACAGUAACAGCAGCUUCGAUUUGACUCCUCUAUACAGAGCUUAUCACAUACAACAAACCCUAGGUCUUGAGGACCGGUUCAAGCAAUACUACUUCGAGAACCGGAAGCUCCAAUUGACGUCGGACUUUCAGGUAUCUUCUAUGACUCCGUUUCUAGAAUCCCAUCAAACAUUUUUCGCGCAGAUCGCCGGGUUUUUCAUUGUGGAAGACCGGAUUUUGAGGACUGGUGGGGGUUUGAUUUCGAAAUUGGAGGUCGAGAACUUGUGGGAGACAGCCGUGAGUAAAAUGUGUUCCGUCUUAGAGGACCAGUUUUCUAGGAUGCAGACUGCGAACCAUUUAUUGUUGAUUAAGGACUAUGUGAGCUUGUUGGGAGUGACUUUGAGAAGGUAUGGGUACCCGGUGGAUUCCUUGUUGGAUGUCUUGAGCAAACAUAGGGAUAAAUACCAUGAGCUUUUGUUGUCGGAUUGCCGGAGACAGAUUAGUGAAGCCCUCGCGGCCGAUAAGUUUGAGCAGAUGCUAAUGAAGAAGGAGUACGAGUAUUCUAUGAAUGUGCUUUCCUUUCAGCUACAAACGUCGGAUAUUGUGCCGGCCUUUCCAUAUGUGUCACCCUUUUCAUCUACGGUACCGGAUUGUUGUCGAAUUGUGAGGUCCUUUGUCGAGGAUUCCGUGAGUUUCAUGUCUUAUGGUGGGCAGUUGGAUUUUUAUGAUGUGGUUAAGAAGUAUUUAGAUAGGCUGUUGAGUGAGGUUCUGGAUGAGCAUUUAUCGAAGCUUAUCAAUACAUCUGUGCAUGGAGUUUCACAGGCUAUGCAGAUGGCUGCCAAUAUGGCUGUCAUGGAGCGUGCUUGUGAUUUCUUCUUUCGACAUGCAGCACAGCUCUCGGGGAUUCCCUUGAGAAUGGCUGAGAGGGGCAGGAGACCGUUUCCAUUGAGCAGAGCCCGUGAUGUGGCAGAAGAUAUGCUCUCUGGGUUGCUGAAAGCCAAGGUUGAUGGUUUCAUGACACUAAUUGAGAAUGUGAACUGGAUGGCUGAUGAGCCUCCGCAGAGUGGGAACGAAUAUUUAAAUGAGGUUAUUAUAUAUUUGGAAACUCUGGUUUCAACUGCUCAGCAAAUAUUGCCGGCUCAGGUCCUCAAAAGGGUUUUACAAGAUGUUCUUUCUCACAUCUCGGAGAGGAUUGUUGGAGAAUUAUAUGGUGACUCAGUUAAGAGGUUUAAUGUCAAUGCGAUAAUGGGGAUUGAUGUUGAUAUCCGGUUGUUAGAAUCGUUUGCGGACAAUCAAGCUCCAAUUUUCUCUGAUGGGGAUGCAAAUCAGUUGAAAAUGGCGCUUGCUGAGUCAAGGCAAUUGAUUAAUUUGCUCUUGAGCAAUCAUCCAGAGAAUUUUCUGAAUCCAGUAAUCAGAGAGAAGAGUUACAAUACUUUGGACCACAAGAAAGUCGUAAUAAUUUCAGAAAAGCUGAGGGAUUCUUCAGAUCGGCUAUUUGGAACCUUUGGGACACGGGGAGCCAAGCAGAACCCAAAAAAGAAGUCCCUGGACUCUUUGAUUAGAAGACUUAGGGAGGUUAGCUGAUUGUGUACGGGACUGUAUGUACAAUCCUUCUUCUUCUUCUUCUCUUACCUGUGCUGAUUGUCAUUUGGAUUUGUUCACAGUGGUUCUUUGCUAACAUUAUUUCUGAGGGUAAAGCUUGCCCAAUUGUUGUCCACUGACUGUCUCAGGAAAUUUUCAUAUUUUAUUUUGUAUGUAUCAUUCAUAAUAGCUAUGUAUUGGUUGUGUUUUGAUA
Carya illinoinensis is the source of this 2721-nucleotide messenger RNA. RefSeq names its product exocyst complex component SEC15B. Bases 102 to 2510 code for a protein of 802 amino acids. Lineage: Eukaryota; Viridiplantae; Streptophyta; Magnoliopsida; Fagales; Juglandaceae. The transcript has a single exon. The record is from RefSeq and is a predicted model, not a curated record. Gene Ontology annotation, biological process: Golgi to plasma membrane transport; exocytosis; intracellular protein transport. Gene Ontology annotation, cellular component: exocyst; membrane.